This is a messenger RNA of Drosophila sechellia, 5638 nucleotides long. RefSeq names its product probable sodium/potassium/calcium exchanger CG1090. The transcript is spliced from 7 exons. Gene Ontology annotation, cellular component: plasma membrane. Gene Ontology annotation, biological process: calcium ion transmembrane transport; intracellular calcium ion homeostasis. The record is from RefSeq and is a predicted model, not a curated record. NCBI's taxonomy places the organism in Eukaryota, Metazoa, Arthropoda, Insecta, Diptera, Drosophilidae. Gene Ontology annotation, molecular function: calcium, potassium:sodium antiporter activity; calcium channel activity. Bases 426 to 2360 code for a protein of 644 amino acids.
GCAUCAGUUCGCGCUCAGACGUCAUCGGUGGAAAACCAGGCCAGCUCGAUCCACUCUAGCCUUGUCUCGUCUCGUUCUGUCCGGUCUCGUCUCGUUUUAGUCCGUGAGGUACUCGAUUCGAACCGCACAUACUCGCCCACGUUCGCCCGGCGGAGGAAAAGAGCCAAAAUCAUCGAUUGUAAAAUGAUAUGCUAGGCGAAACCCUACUUCGAAGCCCCAGUGAACCGAGAUUAAGUUAAAGGCCGAUGGAUUAGUGGAGUUGGCCAAGUGAACUCAACUCUCCGGCUGAUUCCUCACAUGUUUUCCAAGGCAACUGUUUCUUCUGUAUCUGUUUUCCGUUAAAAAUUUAACUACCGCCUGCAAUUAACGAGCCCACAAAUCCGCGGAGAGUGAACCUAGAGCAGCGCCAGCAGGCAACAGUGAAAAUGAUUGUACGCAGUCGAUCCCGCCGUGCCCGCAUGUGGAACAUGGGGCUGCUGUUCUUAAUCUACUACUGCGUCAGCAUCUACUCCGCCAAAGGAGACACCAAGGACGGACAGGCCCUGCCUCUGGAUGUGGGCGCUCUGGCCGAGGACGCUGGCGAUGCCGAGGCCAACGGGGAGGAUACUCCAGAGAGAAACACAGAGGGCAGUUCCGUUCUGGACACAACACCGGCGUUUGAGCCUCAGGCGACCACACAAUCGACUCCCAUUCAUGGCGCGGUUCCCACCUGGCGCCCAAAGCGGGACAACUGCACGCCCCCGGCUAUCGAGCAGUUUCCACAGCCGCUGAUGAACAAGUGGGCGCGACAGCACGGCGGCCUUAUCCUCCACAUACUGGUGGCAGUCUUCACUUUCUUCGGGUUGGCAAUAGUUUGCGAUGAGUACUUUGUGGCCAGUCUGGAUCGGCUUUGCGAGGAGCUAAAGCUAUCGCCAGAUGUAGCGGGAGCCACGUUUAUGGCUGCCGGAAGCUCGGCUCCUGAGCUGGCCACUGUGGUGAUAGGAGUGUUCUUUGCUAAGGACGACAUCGGCAUCAGCGGGGUCAUCGGAUCGGCCGUAUUUAACAUUAUGUUCGUGAUCUCUGUCUGCGCCCUGUGCUCGGGUACCGUCUGCCAACUGAACUGGUGGCCCCUGGUGCGGGACUGCUUCUUCUACUGUGUUUCUAUUCUCGUGAUGUUAAUAAUCAUCUUUAACGACGUUAUAUCAUGUUUUGAGUCCGUCGUGAUGCUCCUCUGCUACGUAGGAUACUGCGUGGCCCUCCACUUCAAUACGGAGCUGGAACGCUGGGCACUGGGUCUGAAUUUGCCCUUCAAGCUACCUAGUAAGGAAGAGCAGUCAGCACUGGUAACCUACAAAAACGUUCCAGAAGGCUCCUACACCCAGGAAAGUGUCCAGACCCAGGGACAGAAGGUCACCGAUGAUAGCGACACCAGAAGUGCGAAGCCGCAAAGCGACUACCAGAACUACGGCGAUCCGAAUCCAACAUGGGACCCGAACGCCGCAUGGGGAGAUGAGAGCCAGCCGAAUCCAGUGGCCAAUCCUCCGCCCGUUGAUGACUGGGGAAUGGGCCACAGUGGUCAGGAAAACAUGGGCUACCACGCCGACCAACCCGAGUCUGUGGUAACAGGCGAUGUUCCGGCUGCGGCUGCCAAGAGUGGUGGCCAGGUUGUCUCUACUCAGGCCACCUCGGCUGGAGGCAACGACUACUACAAGUCCACAGACAAGCAGCGAGAGCCGCGCCGCGAUCCUCUACUGCGUCCCAUGGAAGGAGGGCUGCCAGCUCUGGUUUCCUGGUACGUCGUCUACCCGAUCCACUUUCUCUGCAAGAAGACGAUGCCGGACUGCCGGCAGGAGCAGUAUCGCAACUGGUACCCCUUCACCUUUUUAAUGUCGAUGGUGUGGAUAUCGUUCUACUCCUACUUUAUGGUGUGGAUGAUCACCGUGAUUGGGUCCACGCUUGCCAUCCCGGACACCGUAAUGGGUUUGACGUUUGUGGCCGCUGGCGUGUCUGUCCCGGAUGCCCUAAGCUCAAUAGCCGUUAUCAAAGAGGGCUUUGGCGACAUGGCCGUGUCGAACGCUAUAGGCUCGAAUGUCUUUGAUAUACUAGUGUGCUUAGGUCUUCCCUGGUUUAUUCAGACGGCCAUCAUAAAGCCCGGCUCGCACGUCAACGUAAUAUCCAAGGGACUGGCCUACUCCACACUGUCGCUCUUCUCCACCGUCGUCUUCUUAAUUCUGUCGACGCACUUAAACGGAUGGAAGCUGGACAAGCGACUCGGCAUCAUUCUCAUGGUCUGGUAUCUGUUCUUCAUCACACUGGCGUCGCUUUACGAGUUGAAUGUCUUCGGCUACAUGAACCCACCCGAGUGCCCCAGCACCUACUAAGAUCCUGACGAUCCUGACAGCAAUGGAUCUACAUUCUCAUUGCCAGCACCAAGUUUCGAAUACCAUAUUUACAUUUACGUACAUGUAGAGUUGUUCUAGGCCGCAGAUAAAACCAACCGAAAACACUGGAAAACGCAAAGAAAUCGAAAAAUUAGGAGUAAUAUUUACCUAACGUUAAUUAGAGGACAAAUUUAAUACUCAAAACGCGUUUUACAUGGAUUUUUACAUUGCACCAAAAGAAUGAUAAACCAAAAGACAAAUAUUAUAAAUGUAAAUGUAUACUAUAUUUAUUAACACGUAUUUUAAGGACAUAUAGGAAAAUGAAAACCAAUAAUGGUGUAAUUUCUUUAUCAUUGAUAAAUUUUUACAAAUUUCGCCACUAAAUUUCAAUCACAUUAAACACAAGAGCUACAAUUCUUUUAAAGAACAACGUCUUCUCUUCUCGUCCACCGAUUAUCAUUGCAAAACAUGUAUAAGAUGGAUGGAUGGGGGCCAAAAUCCGUAACGGUUCUCAUUUUCAACGACAUAAAAAGAGUUUUAAAAUUUCAGAACUUUUAAAAAAGUUUCUCAGUUUUGAAGGAAUUACACAUGAAUAUGUAAGAAAAGAAAAGUAAUUGUAAAGAAAAAAGAAUACAACUGUAGAUAGGAAGACAAAUGUAUGUAAUUAAAAAAAAAAGAACAACCAAAAGUAGCUAUUGCAGAUAAGGGUUUUAAUUAACAACACAAUAUGGCCCGCACCACAAUCAAAUAGUUAUGUGACUUUAAUAUACCUUAGUCGUGUUAUGUUUAUGUAUAUACUCUUGAAUCACAUCGCUUUCCUAUACGUUGAUUACUUGUAGACCCUAAUUUUCGAGAUCUGGAAAUUACUCUCCAGCUAGUUUUAAACCAAUACAUUUGGAAACAGACCAGAUAUGCAGAGCUUAAAGCUGUGGAAAAAGAACAACGAAUUUUAUUUACACUUCGAUUACGAUAUAUGUUCUUCAAAGAACUGCGAGCAAAUGUUAAUUUUUAUUUAAUUUGCAAUCGAUCAUUUAACGAAACCACAUACAACGUCAUAGCUUUUCGAUAUAUAAAUUAGCAGUAAAGUGCAAAGACAUUAAUUACGAUGGCAAUUAUUCGUGUCAAUUUAUUAUUGUAAAUAAUAACCACAUAUAAAUACUUAUUAAACAAUGGAACACAAAUUAAACAAGAUCAGGUCAAUUGUUCAUUCCACACAUUCCAUGUUCAAAACCAGCCCCUUUAACGGUUCAGUGUAUGUGUUCUUCUAAGAAUUCGAAAUUUUAAUUGUAGAGAGGUUUCACAUACCAAUUCUGGGUAAUUAACUGCAUUGAGAGCACCAUCAGUAGCACAUUUUACCAGUUCUUAUUGGCUGGUCACGGGAACCAAACUGAAUGUUGGUAAUAAGACGUAUUCUGAGAUUACAAUAAAAAGCUGAGUUAAUCCAUGUGAAAUUAUUAUUCCGUCAAUUCAUAGUCCUUGAAGUCUAGUGUAAGGCUAGCAAGUUUGUUGUUUCAAAAGUUCAAUGUAAGGGAUCAUAGGCAUUAAACAGUACGACUUUUUAAGUCACACACCAAGAGUAUUUGUUCAGUAUGUGUUAUUUGUCUAUUAUAAGACAAGCCAAUGCACGCGUUAGCCGUUUGGCAGUAUGUACUUACUUCUUGGCCAACCCAGCUUCUGAAUUUGGUCCGAGUCCUGCUGCUUCUCCUCACAUUCAUCCUCACAAGAUAUAACGAAGUUUGAUACGGAAACAGAGUCACACGUUUAGCUAAAAGCAAUGUCCGAGACAUACAGUAUGUAUCCAGUAUAUGCACCCAGUUAUCAACAUACAACAACCGAUACUAGUCAUGCUCAUGCAGUGGGCGCUGGUAUGUAGACGAGCUCAAUUCAUAGUUAAGUACUACAUAUAUAGAUACAUAUUAAUUCUACAUAUUUAUACACAGCGAGGACAUACAUACAGUUACAUAGACAAAUACAAAUGGAGGUGAAAGGAUAAUAAUGCUUAAAGGCAUUAGUUCGUGCAAACAAUCUUCCAGAACCGAGUUAAUCCAAAGCUAGGCACAGUGAGCUGUGUUCAAAACAAUAAUAUUCUAACCUUCUUCCUUUAACUUUUAAGUUACCAAUUGUUCCUUAGAUCCAGCAGCCAAGAGGUAUCAUGCAGUUGGAAUUCAGCCCAAAAAUAUCUUGUCCCUAUUCCACUUUUAUGUUGACAAUAGUUACAUAACAAGUACUCAAUUAUUACAAAAAAACAAAGGAUAUUCCACAAGUGUAUAUUUCAGUAAUGAAAGGGACAUUUUUACUCAUAAAAAUCGAAAGAACUAUUCUUUUCUUUGCCACAAUUAGAAUUCAAGUUUUCCUUGCUUAAUAUGUAAUAGAGUAAAAAAAAUAAAUUUAAAUAUUUAUUAAAAUUCUUUGUUUUAGGUUAUUCAGGAAUUAAUGAAAAUGACCGUGUUCUAUGUUUAAUAAUUGAAAACUUUAAAUUGUGCUAUUCAAAAGUGUAACAACAAGUCGGAUUAGCUUCAUAAAAAUAUAUUAUCCUUUAAUAUAGGAAAGAGACAACGCAGUCAUUUUGACCACAUGCUCACACACAAAAUCAACGUUACACAAGAAAUCGAACAAUCCGCCAAUUAAAGAAUGUCCACAUAGAUAUCUCAGUUCUAUAUUACCUUAAAUCGCUUGCUAUUCUUGGCCCAACCCAAGUAAAUGGUUCUUCCUACUCUAAACACAUGUCGAUCCAAAAUCUUGAAGCUGCCAUUGUCGUUUGUUUUGAAUACAGAAAAACAGUUAAAAAAUUCGAUUGAAAUUAUUUCAAGUGUGAGAAUUAUAUCAAAUAUAAUAGUUCGUGUUAUCUUUAACUGAAUCUUAUGCGAAAGUGCACCUGUGGAGGAAGUAUAUAAAAUUAUGCAAUCUACUUUAUUUAUUGCGGAGGAUCCAGGCUAUCUAAGGAUUCUGGGCAAAAGUAGACACUCAACUAAAUAAUUCUUUCCCCUAAAAACUUAUACAAUGUACAAUAAUUGUUACAUAAACUUAUACAUACUUACAACUAUAACAUGCUAUACCAAAAAUUACAAUAAAUGUUUACGUCUGACAUUUGUGUUACUUAGUCGUAAUUGUUUGCAAAAACUAUAUUGACAACUGUUUAUAAAUAACCUUCGAGGAGACAAUUUAUACCUAUUGGUGGGACUUAACUUGAAACACGAAACUAUUGCUAAUAUACAAAACUGUUGUUAUGUUUAGUCUAAAUAUGAAUUCCGAAAAUAAAUGCAUAACUAGAAACAAAA